GUUCAGUGUUCUUUUGAUAUUUAAUCAUGUCUUUAAUAUUUUACAUUUAUGCUGCAUGCCUUAUAGUCCAAUCUAUCUGUACCGAUGAAUUUGACGAUGAUUUUUUUAUGAGAAAUAUUCAAAAAUUGGGUAGAGCACCAGGUGGAAUAAAAGUACUUGAUGUCACGGAUAGGACAAUUAAUUUGCAAUGGAAAAAUUAUUACAAUAGUACAAUGUAUUAUAUUUUUGUUCACAACUUAAGAAACGGAAUAAGUAAAUUCGUUACGAAAUGUAAGGUGCAAGGUUUCAAUAAUACUACGGAAUUUAGGAUUACUGAACUUUCUCCAGGAAUGACAUACAAAUUCGAAAUUUUAAAUUUGCAAUUCGAUCCUUUUUUGGAAAAAAGUUUCGUCAGGCAGAUCAGUGAUGAAAUCACUACUAAAAUGCUGCUGGCAAGACCAUCUAAUGUUAAAGAACCGUUUUUGGCGUACGAUGUCACGUAUUCACAACUUACGCUCCAAUGGCGUAAACCUGAGAACGCUGAUGAUUUUGUAAAAUAUAAUAUUAUGUGGUCGGAAACUGAUUUAUGGACAUGGAAUACUAUUGACUUUCAGAGUUCCUCCGACUAUCCGCAGUACAAAAUCACUGGACUCAAAGCAGGCAGAAGAUACAAUUUCCAAAUUCAAGCUUAUAAUGAAAAUGGAAGUUCUAAUAGUCACGUGAUUGAAGAACUAAUGACUAAACAUCCACAAGAUAUUGUGAUUGACGGUUUAUUGAGAGAGCCACCAUCAGAAGAACUUAAAAUAAUCGAUGUCAAGGAUACAUCAGUCAAACUUGAGUGGACUAAACCAAAGAAUAGUUUAAUUAAUGUGGACUAUGCUCUCUUUAUACUAAAUACCAAUACCAUGAAGCGUUGGUAUCAUGCAACUGUUAACGACCACUCAGAUAAACCAGUUGCCAAAGUCAAUGAACUAACUCCUGGAGAAAAAUAUAAAUUCAUUAUUAAACCUUUAGAUGUCAGUUCAAAAGCACUAGUGAGCAGAGAAAUGAUACUUGAAAAUCCUCUAUAUAAACCUAAUCAACCCAAGGGACCACUUUAUAUAAAAAAUGUUACAAAUACGACAGUUGUUCUUCAGUGGCGUAAACCAGACAACAGUCCCAACAUUGUUGUGUACACAAUAUUUACUGUAAACCCAAAUGAUAUUUGGACUAAUACUGAAAUUCACAAUGCAAGUUCAGAUCAAGUUAGAUAUGAAGUCACUAAACUGAAACCGGGAAAUGUGUACAAAUUCUAUAUUUUUGCAACAAAGGAUAAUAUUAAUUCUCAAGGUCUUAAAAGCGUUAAAGUUAGAACUAUUAAUCCAUAAGGUAUUUUUUACUCUUUGCACUCCGUUUAAC
Leptopilina heterotoma is the source of this 1377-nucleotide messenger RNA. RefSeq names its product fibronectin type-III domain-containing protein 3A-like. NCBI's taxonomy places the organism in Eukaryota, Metazoa, Arthropoda, Insecta, Hymenoptera, Figitidae. Gene Ontology annotation, molecular function: protein binding. The coding region runs from base 27 to 1346 and encodes 439 amino acids. The record is from RefSeq and is a predicted model, not a curated record. The transcript is spliced from 5 exons.